Penicilliopsis zonata CBS 506.65 is the source of this 2008-nucleotide messenger RNA. RefSeq lists its product as hypothetical. Lineage: Eukaryota; Fungi; Ascomycota; Eurotiomycetes; Eurotiales; Aspergillaceae. The record is from RefSeq and is a predicted model, not a curated record. The transcript is spliced from 4 exons. Gene Ontology annotation, molecular function: protein binding. The coding region runs from base 72 to 1919 and encodes 615 amino acids.
CCCACAUUCCCCGACCCAAGACCGAGUCGACGACGCAAACCGCAGGAAGUGAUCUGGGGAGUUCAGCAGCAAUGAGUUCGGCCAGUAGACAAAGGCAGAACCAGUCCAAGCGUGAUGAGGCCAUUCGACGCAAGAUGGAGGCGGACCUCAGCAAGAAGAAGCAGAACCCAGCGCGAUCGAAGCGUAGCAGCAAGGCUCCUCCGGGCACUGUCUUGGCCCUGAAGCCCAGCCAGGCCCUCCAGAUCAAGCCCAACACCAGCAUUGCCGAGGCCGCUCAAUUGAUGGCAGCGAAGCGAGAAGACUGUGUGCUCGUUACAGAUGACGAUGACCGGAUUGCUGGUAUCUUCACGGCCAAGGAUCUGGCGUUUCGUGUUGUGGGUGCUGGCCUGAAGGCCCGGGAGAUCACUGUAGCGGAGAUCAUGACCAAGAAUCCGUUGUGUGCUCGCACCGACACCAGUGCCACGGAUGCCCUCGACCUCAUGGUGAGAAAGGGCUUUAGACACCUGCCUGUCAUGGAUGAGAACCAGGAUAUAUCGGGUGUUUUGGAUAUCACAAAGUGUUUCUACGACGCCAUGGAGAAGCUCGAGCGUGCCUACAGCUCGUCUCGCAAGCUGUAUGACGCGCUAGAAGGUGUGCAAACUGAGCUGGGGUCCUCGCAGCCCCAGCAGGUGAUCCAGUAUGUCGAAGCACUGCGAUCCAAGAUGUCAGGGCCUACAUUAGAAACUGUUUUGGAUGGCCUCCCGCCCACCACUGUCUCGGUUCGCACUUCCGUCAAGGAGGCCGCGGCGCUGAUGAAGGAACACCACACCACCGCUCUCCUGGUGCAGGACCAGGGAUCUAUAACCGGUAUCUUCACCAGCAAGGAUAUUGUCCUUCGUGUGAUUGCUCCUGGCCUUGAUCCCGCCACUUGCAGUGUCGUCCGGGUCAUGACCCCACACCCCGAUUUCGCUCCUACGGAUAUGAGCAUCCAGGCUGCUCUCCGCAAAAUGCAUGAUGGCCAUUACCUCAACCUGCCUGUCAUGAACGAAGCUGGCGAGAUUGUUGGAAUGGUUGAUGUGCUGAAGCUCACAUACGCAACCCUUGAGCAGAUCAAUUCUAUGCAGGGCCACGACGAUGAGGGCCCCGCCUGGAAUAAGUUCUGGCUGUCCAUGGAUCACGAGUCAGAUUCUAUGGUCUCUGGUAGCGCCGCCCAACCCCACACGCCUCAUCGCUCUGUUCUCAGCCCGGAUAUGUCCAAGCAUGAUUAUCAUGCCCGCGACAGUGUCCUCCCCAAUGACUCUGCCUCGCACCAAGGAGAUGAGCACUCUCUGAUGGUGGAGCAAGUUCCCGAGGAGCCCGCGACAUUCCCCUUCAAGUUCAAGGCCCCUAGCGGUCGUGUUCACCGUGUGAACGUCCUCCCUGCUUCUGGGGUUGUGGAACUUGUUGCGCUAGUGUCAGCCAAACUCGGUCCCGAAGUCGAGGCAGUCGGAGGUGUGCCCACUUGCGAAGAGGGUAGGCUCAGCAAUACUGGCUAUGCCCUGAGCUAUUUGGACAACGAGGGAGAUACUGUUUCCAUCACUACCGACCAAGAUCUCUUGGAUGCCAUUGCCCUCACCCGCAGGUCUCACCAGGACAAGGUGGACCUUUUUGUCCAUGACCCUUCCCAACCGCCGAUUCCCGCCACCCUCGAGCCGCAGCCCGUUCCUUCCAAGGCGGCCAUCCCGAGCGACGCCAAGAGCGUUACUAUUGUUCCGGAGGAUUCGAUGUCGGAAGAGCUGCCUCUAUCCAGCAAGCCCCGGCAACAGGCCUUCCCCCAGCCUCUCCCCGAGGAACAAUAUAUCUCCGGCGUGCCCAACGACCUCUUGCUGCCCGGUGCCAUCGUGACUUUGGCAGCAGUCAUUGCUGGCGUCUUCAUCCUGAGCCGCGCCACAAGCCGAUAAUCGCUCCGCAGACAGGCCCCCCUUUGCACAUUGCCAUGUGUAUUAAUCUCUUGAUUAUUCAAAAAAGAUAGAUUGUGUGUUUACAUCUG